UUUUGUUCUAAUUGUGUACAGAGAGGAGGAGGAUCGAGAUGGAGGAAGAGCUGCUCUCCGCCGUGCCUUGCUCUUCCCUCGCCGUCGAAUCAGUUCUCCGUGUCGCGACGGCCGGUGGAUUAUAUGGGUUUUGCGCCGGACCUCGUGACGCACGUAAAAUAGGUUUAAGCGGCGUAUCUCAGGCUUCCUUUGUGGCGAAAUCCAUUGGCAGAUUCGGAUUUCAAUGCGGUCUUGUAAGUGGUGUUUUUACUAUGACACAUUGUGGGCUUCAAAGGUAUCGAGGCAAGAGUGAUUGGGUGAAUGCUUUGGUAGGAGGAGCUGUGGCUGGAGCAGCAGUUGCUAUUAGCACAAGAAACUGGGCUCAUGUUGUUGGCACGGCUGGACUCGUGUCUGCUUUUAGUGUUUUAGCUAAUAGCACCAGGACAGAGCCGAAACAAGACUAACUAAGGUCUUGGAGUUGGAAUUCGAAUUUAGGUGGCUGAGCCAGUAGAGGAAUGUUGGGGGGGUUUUCUAUGUAGCACAAUUUUGGUAUUGCCUCUGUAUACAUACAUGUAACUCCAAAGGAAAACACACGAAGUCCGUCGAAUUGCAUCAGUGCUGAUUAAAUGUGAAAUAGCGAGUGUAUAAUGUCUUUUUGCAACAUACAGCAAAAUUACUGAAUUUCAAUAGCCAUCUUGUUUUACACCUAAGGAUUUUAAUUAGAAAUAUCCAUUGUAAUUUUGAA
Molecule: messenger RNA, 724 nt
Organism: Capsella rubella
Lineage: Eukaryota; Viridiplantae; Streptophyta; Magnoliopsida; Brassicales; Brassicaceae
Product: outer envelope pore protein 16-4, chloroplastic
Exons: 5
Coding region: 39-443 (134 amino acids)
Biological process (GO): protein insertion into mitochondrial inner membrane
Cellular component (GO): TIM22 mitochondrial import inner membrane insertion complex
Molecular function (GO): transmembrane protein transporter activity
Source: RefSeq, a predicted model, not a curated record